This is a messenger RNA of Theileria parva strain Muguga, 1458 nucleotides long. RefSeq lists its product as uncharacterized. The transcript is spliced from 4 exons. The coding region runs from base 288 to 1403 and encodes 371 amino acids. The record is from RefSeq and is a predicted model, not a curated record. NCBI's taxonomy places the organism in Eukaryota, Apicomplexa, Aconoidasida, Piroplasmida, Theileriidae.
UAUCCUAAUUCACCCUAUAAUUGAUUUAUUUUACUCUCAUCCAACAGCCAAUUACGAUUGUGUGUGGGGUGGAAUCUUUUAACUGUCUCAGCAUAGAGUUGGUUCAGACCUUUAAUUAUGCCGAUCUAGUGAUAUAGUUUAGAGUCUCAAAAUCCAUAACAACCCUUGUCCAGUAUAUAAGCCAGUUUAUAUACAAAACAAUUCAUCAACCGUUAUCGCUUGAUGCUACAUUGACUAGUUUUUCGAAUUCAUUUGUAACAUUCUAGUGAUACAACGAAAAUAUAACGAUGGUGGAAGAUUCGGAACAAACUGGAGACAAGUCAUUAUUGGAUAUGAAGAUGAAGGAAUUUGAGAACGCUAAAACUUUACUGAUAUCCUCCAAAAGGCCAAAGGCUUUCCUAAUAAGAACAGCCUGCGAGUUGUUGGCCGGCGGCACAGAAGUGUUAAUACUUAGUGCAUUAGGGGAUGCUAUGGGUUUGUGUCUCCAACUCCAGAUGUUGCUUGUGUCAAAGAAUGCGGCUACAACCUUCAGAAUCGAGACACUGUUGAACAAGUGUACAAGUGAGAAAAGCAAGAACCCCUUCUACAUCCCAGGAUUACUCGUUUUUAUGAGGAAACACCCUGAAUUCAAGGGUUCGAGGAUAUCACCAGGAUAUAUAGUCUUCUCGCCGAGAACGUCAACAUUCACACCUUUAUAUGACCCUGAACCAGCUGAAUUUGUAUUAUCGGUAAACGCAGGAAAUCCUGAGUUGACAGUUGGUGGCUCGGGAGUUAACGGUGCAUUUGCCACGCUCUUGGGUGAGCUCGGACAUGAUCUAGGGUCCUACACAUCACUGUUCAAAAGACUUGCUGAAGAAGCCAGAAAAAAUAAUAAGUCUGACGAAAGUCAACACGUAGCAUAUGAGCACGAACCCAACUCACAGGUCUUGUUUGCUAUGUGCCGUUUGCCAAAUGACCCAUCUUAUUUUAAGCUUCCUAACGAGGGACUAGUAUUUGUAACCCUGUUUAACAACAAAUACCCAUUUACUAAUGAUCACAAUUUGGGUUUUGUAUAUGUUGUUGGCCCCAACGGGGCCAACUAUGAUGUUGACGGCUUCUUGGAGUCCGUCCAUAAGUUGGGGGACAAUUUGGUUACUGCACUUUGCGAUUAUAAUGGAAUGGCUAAACGAGAAACUGCAAAAAAAUUACCUAGAGUAACACUGUGUCGUUUGUGCCUAGUUAGCGGCGGUGUAUACAAACAUAAAGAUGUUACAAAACUAGAUGUUGCCAAAUCAUUAUUAAAUGGCAUAGCAGAGGGAUAUAGGCAUGGUCCUACACCAAGAUUCAACUUCGCAUAUGACGAGGAUGUAUUUCGUAUAGCGUGGUGUGAGACAACGGGGUUAAAGGCGACUUUGCCGGAAUAAAGGAUGAUAUAGAUUUAAAAAAUGUGUUAAAUAGAUAAUGUAUUUUAUUUAUUUA